Messenger RNA from Siniperca chuatsi (mandarin fish), 1191 nucleotides. Its product is annotated as probable E3 SUMO-protein ligase RNF212. The coding region runs from base 135 to 932 and encodes 265 amino acids. Gene Ontology annotation, molecular function: SUMO transferase activity. The record is from RefSeq and is a predicted model, not a curated record. Gene Ontology annotation, cellular component: synaptonemal complex. Lineage: Eukaryota; Metazoa; Chordata; Actinopteri; Centrarchiformes; Sinipercidae. Gene Ontology annotation, biological process: reciprocal meiotic recombination; homologous chromosome pairing at meiosis; protein sumoylation. The transcript is spliced from 12 exons.
CAGCGGGAUACCCUAGGUAACGUAACAAAUCGACAUGUAACUAACGUUAAUUACCUAACUGUAAGAAGGGGUUAGCCGUGUUUUAAAGUUGUCCCAAACUUAAAAGAAAUACAGAAAAUGUUUUAAAGCACUCAAUGAAGGUCUUCAAAUGUCUUAUUGGAUGUGCUGCAACUCCUGCUUCCUUUCCCCCAGUGCUGACCGAAAAUUGGCUGUCACAACCUGUGGCCAUGUCAUCUGUAGUGUCUGUUAUCAAAAAGAGCAGCUCAGAGGUGAAGGCUCUGUUCUCCGACAUCAACGUUGUGGCAACCAAACACUUCAUGGAAAUCAGCAAAGUUAUAAUGUUCCAGGCAAGACAUCAAAAGAGACUAUUGACUUACUACCAGCAAAGGAAUGAGAAACUAGAAGAGGUGUUAGUCAAGAUGAAGCAAGAAAUGCAGCAGAUGGCAAAGAAGCUGAAUGAACAGAGCGCCUACAUUACUAAGCUGGAAAACUCUCUUCAGCAUCAGAGUGCCAAAGUUUCAGCAGUGCCUCAGAUGAGCCACAGUUCCCAUACUCCAUAUGGACAUAAAUCAGUCCUACAGAUCCCAUAUAACUCCCCCAUGUCCCUCUCAAGACACUCCUCAACGACUAAUGUCACUGAAAACAUGGAGGUGGAUGAAAGGAGUCUCUUCAGGAAACCUAACACUGGCCCCAGACUGUCAUUAAUCAGUCCUCCACAAGAUGGACGAAUGGGCACCAUCCCUCACAGAUCGUCCAAUCAGAACAUGUUGGUCAACCAUUCAGCUCGCUCAGCCACUGUCAGUCGUUUUCAGGGAUCACCAGUGAUGCCAGAUAUUUCAUACAGCCAGAGUUCUGGAUGGAAGUCUCCCAUCUUUAAACCUCUCUCCUCCUUCAGACACUCCGUGUCCUCUCUGGUCUGCCCUCCUCCUUAACAAACACACGUCAUGAAGCCUUUAGAGGAAAUACAACUGGCCACUUACAUAUGUAUAUAGAGGUAUUUAUGUCUCUCACAACCUAAAAUGAGUCAUCAGCCAGUUUAUAUGUUGUGUUUUAACGAUCCUGGAUUCACAGGUGAAAUUAAAUGUAUUCAGAAGGGGAAUCUAUUGUACUGUAUAUUGAUGACUAAACUCAGAUUCUGUGUUAUCGAAUUGCAAUUUUUUUGUCUCACAAUCAAUUAAACUGAUGAAAUAA